Messenger RNA from Rhipicephalus microplus (southern cattle tick), 1789 nucleotides. It is a transcript of the gene Rab2, whose product is annotated as RAS oncogene family member Rab2. Gene Ontology annotation, molecular function: GTPase activity; GTP binding. The record is from RefSeq and is a predicted model, not a curated record. Lineage: Eukaryota; Metazoa; Arthropoda; Arachnida; Ixodida; Ixodidae.
UGGCGGAGUUGCGUGACGUCAGUGCCAAGAUCGCUCGUUGAGUGAACCGCUAGUGUUCUGUCUCUUGUGUUGUGGUCUGGCGAAGCGACAGAAUUUUUGAGGAUGUCAUACGCGUACCUAUUCAAAUACAUUAUAAUUGGAGAUACAGGAGUGGGAAAGUCCUGCCUUCUGCUGCAGUUCACAGAUAAGCGAUUCCAGCCUGUACAUGACCUUACGAUUGGAGUUGAGUUUGGUGCCCGCAUGAUCACAAUUGAUGGAAAGCAGAUCAAGCUGCAAAUUUGGGAUACGGCUGGCCAAGAAGCAUUUCGCUCAAUCACCCGAUCCUACUACAGGGGAGCAGCUGGAGCUCUCCUUGUGUAUGACAUCACACGAAGGGACACCUUCAACCAUCUGACCACCUGGUUGGAGGAUGCUCGCCAGCACUCCAACUCCAACAUGGUAAUCAUGCUCAUUGGGAACAAGAGUGACUUGGAAACUCGGAGGGAAGUGAAGAAGGAAGAGGGGGAGGCCUUCGCUCGUGAGCAUGGCCUUAUCUUCAUGGAGACUUCAGCCAAGACUGCAGCCAACGUUGAGGAGGCUUUCAUCAACACAGCCAAGGAGAUUUAUGAAAAGAUUCAGGAAGGUGUCUUUGACAUAAACAAUGAGGCCAACGGCAUCAAGAUUGGUCCCCAACAUUCUCCGACCAGUCCCAGCAUGCCGUCAAGUGGUGGUGGAGCAAGUGCCGGUGGUGGCUGCUGCUGAGCAGCAUGCACCUUAAAUGAAAAAUGGCUCGCAGUGAGCGUUUUUUCUUUGCAAACACCGAUACACACGUACAUAUAUAAUGUAAAAGUACAUGUGUGCAUGUGUGUGUACAUACACAGAAGGUAUCUAUAUACAUGUACUAUUAAUAAGUCUCGAUCGGUGUAUACACAGCAUGCAGAAGAAAAUACUGGGACGCUUGGGAAUGGGAAGGAAAAAGUAUUUUCUCUUGUUUUUUUUUCUUGCAGCUCCCAGCACUUUUUUUUGCUUGUUUGAUGUGUGCUUCAACUUUGCACCUACUUCUGUAAAAAUUAUCACUUGUGAGCUUCUGUAUGAGUGUGCAGUCUCAGCCAAAAAAAAAAAAAAGGUAUUUGCACUAAUAGUGUCUUCUUGGCUGUGAGAAAAACUGUGACAUCUUGGAAAAAAUAAAGCCAAAGUUUCAAAGGGGCAUGUGCAAAAACUGCUCAUUUUAUGUACAUUUAUGCCUUGCUUUUCUAGGGUGCAUUCCCAAGUAGAAAAUGUUCAGCCUCUGCUUCUCAAUUGCUCCUUUGCUAGUGCUGUUGCAGAACCUUACACUCACUUUUUUUUUCUCUCUCUCCUUUUUCCAAAACAGUUCUUUGUUUGAUCUGAGUCACUAUUUUUUGUGAUGCAGUACUAGUCAUAAACAUUCCCCACUCUCUACUAGUUUAUUGUGCGACAUGGAAUUGGGUCAAGAACUGCUUUUAUGUCCAGCAUACAGGCGGCAGCCUUUCAUGGUCCAUGAACUUCUUGUGAGCUGAUGCAGGAAGCACAAAAAUUUGUUGUCUUUGCUAUUUAUACUUUAUGCUUGCCAAGUGUACAUAUUGUUUUUCAAUUGCAAAGAUUCGAUAAAGGCUUGUGUGACUGUGCUACAUGACGCUCUUCGAAGGUAGCUUGGGCGAUUGUUGCAGUGAGUUGAAAAGAAAGUUUUUAUGAAAAGUGUGUGAUGUAUCGGUACUGGCGUUUUUUCCCGUGCUUAAUCCUGUUAGCUGGCAUACUUGUCUGUUUGGAAUAAAUUGGUUUUAACCUAAGA